CUCCGCACCAGAGGCGCCUCCUCGGGUUUCUGCUGAUCUUGCAGGGUCCAGAAAUGGACCUUGCAGCCGCUCUGCCGUUGCCACCGCCGCGGCUGCCGUCACUACCGCAAUAGUCCCGCUCGACUCCGAGGCUUCCCAAAGCCCGGGUGCCCAGCGGAGCUUCCCGGAGGACUAAGCUAGCAGGAGGCAGGGGGGAGGUGCUGGAGUAGCUAUGUAGAUCCCGGGGCGGCUCUCUCCUGCCGCCCACUGCUUGGAUCCAUCCCUCCAGAAGCGAAGCAGAGACUCCUGGAGUGUCAGGGGGGAGCGAUAUCUAUUUUUUGAAUUUUAAUUUUCUUUUGAUUCCUGGGUUUUUGGAGAGGUACCUCUCUGCCCCACUCCCCCCUACCCCUCCCCGCACCCCUCAGCAACCCUAGUAACUUGGAACUGGAGAGGGUCCUAUCUUUCUCCCGUUCUGUAUUCGAGUUCCUUCGAGUUGUUAGAAAUGGGGGUGGGUAUAAAUAUUUCGGCAGCAGCGGCCCUAUAAAGCGAUCUCAGCAAGGAGAGGAGAGCAGGAGGAGAGAGCUGGAGGCUGAGUUUGCCGCUGCGCCUUUUGGAUGCUGCUGUUGCUACCGCCGCCGCCGCCGCCGCCGCCGCCGCCAAGGAGACUUGCCGCAUUCCAACAGGAACUCUUCUCCCGGCUCAACAUCGCCACUGACGCCUGUCCAGACAUCCUUCCAGCAUCCAUCGAUCGCCCUGGUGGGAGCUUAAAAAGCAGCAGAAGAGGGGUAGGAGGGAGGAUAAGACUAGAGAAAGAGGGAGAAAUGGAAGGCAGGGGAAUCUGCUGAGCAGACACCGGCACCCGGUCCUAUUCUUAUGACGAUUUAGGGCGAGGGCAAAGGGGUGACCCCCCCCCCCCAAAGGCAAUGUCGAAGUUUGCUAGAACAGCAUUACCUUGAGAGGAAAGCAAAACAACACACCUCCACAACAGAACAGGAGCCAGGUGUUGCUGGAAAGGGAGAUUCCACUUUGGGAAAAGACUAGGUGGGGGUGAGAAUAGAUCGAUAGUGCCCCGAUUAGUUUCCUUUCUCCCCCUUGGGCUAUUCUCCCCAAGGGGUGGCGGAUUCAAACACUCUAGGUGGGGGGCACUUAGUUACCCUCCCCCCCUCCUUCCAACAUCUUCACCACCCCAGGCCCCCUCUCUGCUCCACACCCUUCCACCCAGCUUAGACCAUGACGGUGAUGUCCGGAGAGAACGUGGAGGAGGCUUCUGCGGCCCAGGGCCAUCCCCAAGACAACAGCUAUCCAAGACCAGCAGACCAUGACGACCACGACUGCUGUGAAAGAGUGGUGAUCAACAUCUCUGGGCUGCGUUUCGAGACCCAACUUAAGACCCUGGCUCAGUUCCCCAACACCUUGUUGGGGAAUCCCAAGAAACGCAUGCGCUACUUCGACCCCCUGAGAAAUGAGUACUUUUUUGACCGCAACAGGCCCAGCUUUGAUGCCAUCCUCUACUAUUACCAAUCUGGAGGGCGUCUGCGGAGACCUGUUAAUGUGCCCCUGGACAUGUUCUCUGAGGAGAUCAAGUUUUAUGAGUUGGGUGAGGAGGCCAUGGAGAAGUUCCGAGAGGAUGAGGGUUUCAUCAAGGAGGAAGAGCGCCCAUUGCCAGAGAAGGAGUACCAGCGCCAGGUGUGGCUCCUCUUUGAGUAUCCUGAGAGCUCCGGGCCUGCACGGGUCAUUGCUAUUGUCUCAGUCAUGGUAAUCCUCAUCUCUAUAGUUAUUUUCUGCCUGGAGACCUUGCCUGAGCUAAAAGAAGAUAGGGAAUUCAGCACCUUUCAACCAAGUGACAACACAACACUCUACUACAAAUCCAACAUUUUUACAGAUCCCUUCUUCAUUGUGGAAACAUUAUGCAUCAUCUGGUUUUCCUUUGAGCUGGUGGUACGCUUCUUUGCCUGUCCCAGCAAAACAGAUUUCUUCAAGAACAUCAUGAACUUCAUUGACAUCGUGGCCAUCAUCCCCUACUUCAUCACCCUGGGCACUGAAAUGGCAGAGCAGGAGGGCACCCAAAAGGGUGAGCAGGCCACUUCACUGGCCAUCCUAAGAGUCAUCCGAUUGGUCAGGGUCUUUAGAAUCUUCAAACUGUCCCGCCAUUCCAAGGGUCUCCAGAUCCUAGGUCAGACUCUCAAGGCUAGCAUGAGAGAGCUAGGUUUACUCAUCUUUUUCCUUUUCAUUGGGGUUAUCUUGUUUUCUAGUGCUGUAUACUUUGCAGAGGCAGAAGACGCUGAGUCUCACUUCUCAAGCAUCCCCGACGCUUUCUGGUGGGCUGUGGUGUCCAUGACCACUGUAGGAUACGGUGACAUGUACCCUGUGACAAUUGGAGGCAAGAUCGUGGGCUCCUUGUGUGCCAUCGCUGGUGUGCUGACAAUUGCCCUGCCUGUACCUGUCAUCGUGUCCAAUUUCAACUAUUUCUACCACCGAGAAACUGAAGGGGAAGAGCAGGCUCAGUUGCUCCAUGUUAGUUCCCCUAACUUAGCCUCUGAUAGCGACCUCAGUCGCCGUAGCUCCUCUACCAUCAGCAAAUCUGAAUACAUGGAAAUUGAAGAGGAUAUGAAUAAUAGUAUAGCCCAUUAUAGACAGGCUAAUAUCAGAACUGGCAACUGCACUACAGCUAACCAAAACUGUGUUAACAAGAGCAAGCUCCUGACGGAUGUUUAAAAAAAUUAAAACAUACAUACACACGCACACAUGCAAAUUCCAUUUAGCGACUUGAAAGACUUAAUAGAAAAAAAAACCACCUCAAACAACAAUAAUAAAAAAAAUCUAGUGACUUAUGUCACUCUCUGUAGAUACUUUACUAAAUAGUCUUUGAAUGCUCUAUUGACCUGUAAAUGCAUUAUUGCAUUGCAGAUUUUUUGGCUCAGCGAACCAGAAGCUUUCAGGAUCCAUAAAAAAUACUAUUUUCAUUUUAUUUUAAAAAAAAGAAAGAAAAAGAAAGGGUAUUUUCCAUAAAUGGUAAAAAAAAAAUGAACAGUCUAGGUAACAGUCUAGGUAAAAUAAGACUCAUAUGCUUCUCUAUAUUGAAAUGUUUUUCAUCCCUCUGCUUGUUUAACCUAAUUUUAAAGAAAUAUUUAAAAACAGAUGAUCAUUUAGAAAUAUAAAAAUGAAAUAUGCAUGGGACUCCAGUUAAAAAUCUCUGCAAACUGCACAGUGACAGUGUAUCAAUGAAAGUGCAUCAACUAUCUAUACAUAUAAGAUAUAUGUAUAAAUGAAUUGACCAAAAAGCAUAGUGAAUAUUGGCCGUUUUUAUUUGAAUCAGCUGAAAUGUAUCUAUCCUCUUGAAAAAUUGGUUAGUAUGAAUGGGCCAUAUAACACCUUAUAAACAUAAUAUUGGGCCUGAUCUCUAAUGAUUUCCCCCACUUUGCCCCAUUCUCCAUCUUACCCAAGCCAAAAUUUUUUUAAGGAAACAAAUCAAUCGAGACAUCUGCAAUGCUGCUAAGUUUUCUUAACUGCAGAUGAACCACACCUGAGUUUUUUUUUCUUCCCCUAUCAGAGCUCCUUGACCCUUCACUUAAAAGAACUGGAUGCAAAACUUUUGCCCCUCCCCCCUUUGUUGCAAGAGAGAACAAAUGGAGUUUAAUGUACGCAUGUUUGAAUUUGACACUAUUUAUUUUAUAAUCGCAUGCGGGGAUCAUUACCUCAAACAAUAGGGGAUAAGCUUUCUUUUGAACUGACUCAUCUAAAAAUAGGCCCUUUUUCAUUUGCAUUCACCAAAAGUGCACUCCUUAAUUUAUUACCUAUUUUAUUAGUAAUUUAAAGUACUGUAUUUAAGUGCAUAUGUUAGUCAAAUGGGAACAAUACUUUUUUUGGAGCUCAAAGCAUGUUCUAUUAUUCCGCAUCAUGCCCUAUUUGACUAAGGUGUAACUUGAAUUCAUUAAUGCAUGAUUUCAGAAGAAAAAAAUAAGUAAAAAAAAAGUUUAUGAUAUGAAGGGCCCAAACAAAGUGAAGGGAGAGGGGGACUCAGUGAAUUUUCCUGCCUUUGCUCAGGGAAAUGUUUGGUUUCUGUCCAGGUGUUGUCAGAAAGAGGAUAAAAUAUUACCAUCCCUUAAAGGGAAAGUAUAUGGAAAAAAUAAGCUAUCAAGUUAUAUAUAGCAACACCUAAGAAACAGUAUCCUCUAUAGCUAAAGACAAAAACAAACAAAACAAAAAAUGGUGCAAUACUGCAUGCUUUUUGGUGCAUUCUUAGAAUGUCAAUGAAACUCUUUAUCUAAUGUGCGCAUCCAAAUUAGAGAUGAUUUCUUUUUGCAGUUAUGAUUUGAGGUCUUUAGAGACUUUGGUACUCCCUUUGAGAACUUACUGAAGAAAAUCAGUUUAUUUAAAUAGUUGCUUAGUGCCUUUAUCCUGCACCCACUGAAUUGCAGAAAGUGCCUCCAUUAAUACAGCUGCAAGGUUAAAAGAGGGGUCAAAGGGGAGGAGCUGGGGCAUCUUUGAUUUUGAUUUUUCCACCCUCACCACAUUCCCUCCUUCACUACUCACUCCCCCCCCCUUUCCCCUCCACCAACAUGAGAAGACCACACCAUACUGACUCCUGGAGAGAGAAGACAACAAGGACAAUGAUGUCUUGUGUCAUCAACAGACUUGUUUCCCUUUGGUUGUCUCAUGUUGACAGUGACCUGAGGCCUGAGACCUAGCCUCAAACUGAACACAGACAAUGGACUCAUUCUCUCCUUUCCUCCUCUUCUACAAACUGAGAGAAAUGCUUUGGGAUUCUGACUCCUGCCAGAGUCCCUCUGAAGUUCUAGUGUCUCCUCGGAUUAUAUACAGGUACUUUUCACUCCCUGCCUCUCGCAUUCCCCUCCUACUCUUACUCCUCUGUUAUUCUGGAAUCCAGAAUAACAGUAAAUAAUCUUUUUCAUGACUCUCCCACCUCAACUCCUUUAGUUUUCUAGUUAAGCCUUUUUUCUUUCUACCCUUUUUAUCUACCUGCCCCCACUUCCAUUAACUGAAUACCUUAAAACCCUGCCCCAAUCACCAACCUCAGACAGUGGUGGUCUGCUUAUGGACCAAGCUAAAGGAAGGAAAUGCAUAGGUCCUUGGAGACAAACAGCUGUCACUUAACCUGAGAGGCACUCAAAAAUCUUUAAGGACACACAGGUGGGGAUGGAGCUUCACUUUGAAUUGAGCAUGAGGCUGCCUGCUGCUGACCACUUCCUUUUCCUGUCCUGCUUUGUAUAGGGAUCUCUCCCCUUCCUCUCUCCCUUCUGCCCUUCCCUCCUCUCUAGGCAGUACAGUAAGGCACUUAACACAAUAUAAUCAUGCACAAGGCUUACUUGCUGAGCUAAAGCAAAAUAAUUUAGACAUUUUCUUUGCUUGUUUGGCUUCUGUGAGCCUGAAGGAUGGAUACAAACAGACACACCCUAUGUGAAGAGGGACCGAAAGAACAUGACCUUCCUAUGAUAAUUGGAAGGUGCCUGACUGUAGGAUGAGAAACCUCUCCAGAAUGAGCCUGUGGUGCUUCCUCCUGACUCUCCCCCUUGCUCCAAAGGCCAUUUAUCAUUCUCCCCUUCGAUCUCCCCUCCCCUCCCCUCCCCUCCCCUUCCCUCCCCAUCCCUCUAUAACUCCCUGCUUUAGGGGAGGAAAAAAAGCCACCCUCAAAAACAACUACAAAACAACCAAGAAUGUUCCAAUCCUUCAUCUCCACUCAGAGGUCUAGAACGCACAACUUCCUGUGUUCAACUGCACUCAGUCAACAGCAAUAAUCCAUUCAGUGCUGUGGGAUGAAUGGUGAAAGGACCAGCAAAUAGGACCAAAGCAGAUGAGACUGACCAGCUACUAGGAGUCUCUAGUAGUUGGAAACCUUCACCUUAGCCUGUCCACUGGACUGAUGACUCUCUGCAUGUGUUAGAGGAGGAAGAGCUAUGUGGAUGGGCCUGUUGACCAGGGUUUGGGGUGAGUUCUGAAGAGUUUGGGGGUGGUAUGGGGAGUCUGGAUGUCCCUUACCCAUUCUUAAUUCAUUUCCAGAAUUCGACAAGGAUGGCUUAAAGGGAUUAUUUUGUGUAGUAUAGGCAUGCGAAGUUUGACAAAAGCUCUUAUUCCUUGCACUACAACAGGGCUGAAAUGUAUUUGUAGACCUGAAGGUGCACUUAACAAAGCUGCCUGUUAAGGAAUUGAAUUAAUACCCUUUGGCUUAUUUGUUUAUUUUUUUUUUUUGACUGGCUUUUGUCCUUUUCCUUUCCUUCCCCAGAGACUGAUAUGGCUCAUAUUCUGAAUAUUGGUUUUCUCCAGGGGGAGAAAACUUCAGAAGGGCUGAUAUGCACAAAUCAGCCCUUC
This is a messenger RNA of Dromiciops gliroides (monito del monte), 6306 nucleotides long. It is a transcript of the gene KCNA1, whose product is annotated as potassium voltage-gated channel subfamily A member 1. Gene Ontology annotation, molecular function: delayed rectifier potassium channel activity; protein binding. Bases 1210 to 2694 code for a protein of 494 amino acids. NCBI's taxonomy places the organism in Eukaryota, Metazoa, Chordata, Mammalia, Microbiotheria, Microbiotheriidae. The transcript has 2 exons. The record is from RefSeq and is a predicted model, not a curated record. Gene Ontology annotation, cellular component: paranode region of axon; voltage-gated potassium channel complex; dendrite. Gene Ontology annotation, biological process: potassium ion transmembrane transport; protein homooligomerization.